Pieris rapae (cabbage white) is the source of this 977-nucleotide messenger RNA. RefSeq lists its product as uncharacterized. The record is from RefSeq and is a predicted model, not a curated record. Lineage: Eukaryota; Metazoa; Arthropoda; Insecta; Lepidoptera; Pieridae. The transcript is spliced from 3 exons. The coding region runs from base 30 to 977 and encodes 315 amino acids.
AAAAAAUGUAGUUUGCGAGAACCGGUGAAAUGGAUUUAGUAAAUAGGAUUAAUAUUGUAUUCAUUUUAUUAUUUAUCAAUGAAAUUAUUGGUUUUGAUGAAGCGCAAGAUCUAUCGGAUUCCGUAAUUAACGACUUAUAUAAAAAAUACAAGGAAGCUUUAAAUAGAGAUGGAGAUUUGGUGAUAUUAAGACGUCAAUUUGAUCAGAAUCAACUAUUUGAAAUACACGUUAAAAAGUUAAAAGAAGUGAAUGGCUACAAACUGCAUAAUCUAAUGAUCAAGGGGAAAGUCAGGUCUGGGAGUCCCUUUAUUUACAUAAACAAUCCAGUUGAAUCAAAACUACCUAACGCCUAUUUGACUUUAGAAGAAUUUAAGGACGCAUUAACUAAGAGGGUUCAGAAGCAUAAAAAAACAACAUUGAAUUUUAUUGACGUAUUUUUCACUACUAAUAAACCAAAGAAACGCCUUCACACGCACUCUUCAACUGUAUUGAAGAAUUCAACCAAUGUUUUGAAGGUCACAAUGAAUCUAAUAAGGUCAUCCUUUAAAUCAUUGAAAGAGGAAAAUAUUAGCAAUUUAAUUACUACAACUAAAGCUGCAAGGUCUAAAAAGUUGUUGGAAACUACAAAUAUUUUGAAUUCUUCUACGACUGAAAUCAAACCAGAUUCAUCUACCGAAGUAACAACUAGAAGUACUUUACAAGCGAGUCUUACUACAGUAAAAAUAAAAGAUUUAAUAUUUUUGCGAACAUUACCAUUUAACUACACCUAUACUGAAAUAGAAAAUUAUAGUAAUAUGUCUGGAAGUUCAAAAUCGUACCAAAACAACACUGUGAACCUUAUAAAUAUAACUAGUUCAAUGAUGGGUCCACUAAUAAAUGAUACAAAACAUAAAAACUCACACCUACUCAAGGAACAGCAGAAAUUAAUCAAAAAUGUUGUAACGGUUGGUUCUAUACCAAUUAAUGUCCAGAGAUAG